AUGGCGAACAUCACCGGAGUAUGGCGCUCCUUUUGGCACACCAUGACGUCCAACGACCGACACGCCUCGCCCGACAUGCCCUACCGCACCGGCGCUCACACUCCCCUCGCCCAAAGUCGGCACGCUCCCCUGACUUCGGUCGCUACCGCCGCUGAAUCUCGCACCGACCUCAACAACCCCUAUGCUCAAGACAAUGAUUUCAUGCCUGCCAAUGGUCGCAUGUCGCCCAAUGACCCCUACUCGCCCGGUCUCCGCUCCACAAUGCAGCGCCAGUCCAGCUCAGGGAACCUCGAAGGCGUCGGCCAAGGCGAGAUCCAGAUGCAGAGUUUCUCCGAAGGCCUCCCUCCUCCGCCGCCCGUCGGUCACUCGUGGAGACGCAUCGACCAAUGGGCCGAGAACCAACACGAAGAACUCUUCGAGAACCUGUGUGAAGGCUGCACUCAGAACGAUGUUAACGAACUCGAACACGAGCUUGACUGCACACUACCCAUGGAGAUGCGCGAGUCUCUGAUGAUUCACGACGGCCAAGAGCGCGGCGGUAGGCCCACCGGUAUCCUCUUUGGCUGCAUGCUGCUCGACUGCGAGGAGAUUGUCCAAGAGUGGAAACAGUGGGCUCGCGUUGGCGACGACUACCUCCGUGCUUCAUCUGCUCCUUUGGCCGCCCCGCAAGUCCCCAACAAGGCCUUUGCUGGUUCCUCGACUCAGCCCUCGGCCGCCUCCGCUUCUCAAUCCGCCUCGGGCGCCGGCUGGCGUUCUGAGCUCAUGUCAAAACAAGACUCGCACCCACCAAACGCCGUGCAAAAGGCCUACGUCCACCCUGGAUGGAUCCCUGUUGCAAGAGACUGGGGCGGUAACAACAUUUGUAUCGAUCUGGCCCCUGGUCCCGCUGGAAAGUGGGGUCAGGUCAUUCUGGCUGGCCGCGACUACGACUGCAAAUACGUCGUCGCUCGCUCAUGGUCCGCUUUCCUGGCAAGCGUUGCCGACGAUUUGAGCACCCCCAAGGCCAUCGUCGACGACGAGACUGGCGAGCUCACCCUCCGCGAAUUCAAGAACCAAAACGUCGAUCCUUCGUACAUGGACAUCCUGCGCUGGCGCACCGACCAAAAGUACGGCCGCCGCACUCCCAAGGGUGCUCGUCCCCAGCAGCCCCUCCGCAUCAACAGCAACGUCAAGAAUGAGUUCAGCAGUCUCAAUGGUUUCUCCCCUUAUGCCUCGCCCACCGGUAGCGACCGCGGCCGCAGCCCUCAGCGCUUCUCCAGCAAUGGCAAGGCUCCGGCAAACCAGAGCCCGCGCGCCCAUGUCAGCAGUCCUCUUGCCCGCGUCGCUGAAGAGGCUGGCCCCACUCCUCUCAAGACCGACAACUUGGACUCCGUACUCAACACCUCCAAGAGCAACGACAACUUGCUAAGUAUGGAUUCGCCGCUCCCUCCCAUCGUCGAGACAUUCGCCGAUCAAGACCGCAAGGACGAGAAGGAAAAGGCUGACUCGGCCAUCACAUCUUCGGAAGAAGCGACAAAGGGUGGUGCCUCGUCGGCCGACACUGAAGAGAUGAAGACUGUUGAGAUCUAG
Aureobasidium vineae is the source of this 1569-nucleotide messenger RNA. NCBI's taxonomy places the organism in Eukaryota, Fungi, Ascomycota, Dothideomycetes, Dothideales, Saccotheciaceae. The record is from the annotation of a GenBank genome assembly.